Molecule: messenger RNA, 677 nt
Organism: Chlamydomonas reinhardtii
Lineage: Eukaryota; Viridiplantae; Chlorophyta; Chlorophyceae; Chlamydomonadales; Chlamydomonadaceae
Exons: 5
Coding region: 44-655 (203 amino acids)
Cellular component (GO): zeta DNA polymerase complex
Source: RefSeq, a predicted model, not a curated record
CUGGUAUGCAUAGAUAUUUCAACGUGCUUCUGCCUUGGAGCUCAUGCUCGACCCACAACAAGCUGCGCUUUGCUCAGUCGUGCUCGAAUUCCUUGAAGUCGCUGUCCAUACUGUCCUAUUUACGCGUGGGAUAUAUCACAAAGACGCAUUUGAGCGAGUCCGCGCCUUCAAUACCUACUGCCGUCGCUCGCGCCAUCCAGAGCUCAACAGCUAUAUUUCUUCCACCAUCAGCCGUCUGCGGCCCUUGAUCGAGUCGGGUCACCUGCGAGAGCUCGCUGUGCUGGUUUUCGACAGCCGGUCAUCGGUGGUGGAGCGCGUGAGCUUCUGCACACAGCUGCUGGCAUCGUCUACAUUGGACCAGGCGCAACAGGCGCAGGGCGCGGUGGACGUGGACGCGCUGGAGGCAGGGCUGGGCUCGGCACUGCUCAAGCUGCAAUUCAUAGACAGCCUGCUCAAGCCGCUGCCCCAGGGCUGUACAUUUGAGCUGGCGGCGUACAGCACGUCGCGCUCGGGGGUGGACGCCCAGUACUUUGGGGAGGAGAGCUCGGGGGCGCUGGAGCUGCGGCAGCCGGUGACAGGCACCCCGCUGAAAACCGUGUGCGUGCCGGGCUGCAUCAACAUGCAGGUUCUGGUUGAGGAGGCUGCGCGCGGCUAGAGCAUCUACAAUCCACCCGCCU